Messenger RNA from Fusarium fujikuroi IMI 58289, 1194 nucleotides. RefSeq lists its product as uncharacterized. The transcript has a single exon. NCBI's taxonomy places the organism in Eukaryota, Fungi, Ascomycota, Sordariomycetes, Hypocreales, Nectriaceae. Bases 1 to 1194 code for a protein of 397 amino acids. The record is from RefSeq and is a predicted model, not a curated record.
AUGCCUCCAUCGACCGGAAAAGGAUACCUUCUAAAUGGACCCGCUGACUGGGACUCCUUUGAGCAAUCAUACAUUAUGAAAGUCUCCGCUGAACGCGUCUACGAACUGGGAAGGCUCAAUACCCCUGCUCAGUUCAUAGACAAAAGGAUCACAGAGCCAAGGAGGCCUGAGUUCAGCGACUACCUCGCGCGAGAGCAAAACGAAGCUCGUUCCCGCUCCACGAAUUCCUCUCAGUCUACAGUCAGAUCGUCGGAUCCAGCCACAUCGUACGUCGAACUUGUGCCUGAGGAUCAAGAGGCAUACAAGGCAUCGAUGGCAAUAUAUAAGAGCGAUCUUGAUAGAUAUAAUAAGCAAGCGGAUGGAAUCAGGAAUGUCCUUAAUUGGAUGAUUGAAAAGAUCAAUCCACACUACGUCGAAACAUGCUCCCCUGCGAUGAACGAAUCCACACAGCAUGACAAUAUUUCGAUGUUCUAUACGAACCUGAAAGCUGCGUGUGGGAUCGACGAUGCGCUAAGGAGAAAACAAGCUCGAAAACAGUAUUUUGAGCUGCUAAAAUUGGCUUCAAACAGUCGAACCAACUGGGAAGAUUGGAUUACCUCAUGGGAAAAGGCAAUGAGAAUUGCAAAGCUCAGAGGGGUCGCAGAAGCACAACACUCAAAUACAUGGUUUGAGGAUCUACAGCAGAAUCUGGAUGUUCAAUUUAGGAUAUUCUUGCGAAUUGAACAAGGACAGAAUAAGGAUGCAAUUGAAGCAGGCACCUACCUUCCGCUAACUUUCUCUGCACAAUUUCGCCAGGAAAUUCAAUCAAUGAAGAGGAGAAGCGAUCGCAAUCCUAGAAAUCAGGUGGCAAAAGGGAGCUUCAAAACCACGUUUCAAGACUCCUCCCCAGAAAUAAGGAAGCGAAGCAGAUCAUCAACGGGAGAAACCAAGAUAAGCCCAGGCAGAGAAGGAUCAGCAAAACGACCUCGGGCUUCUAUAGAGUUAGAAUUGUGUAUAUUAUGCGAGAAGAAGCACAAGAACGCCAACACGACAUCUUGCUGGGUGGCGUUCCCUGAGAAGGCCCCAAAGAAAUACCCUACAUCACAACGUCAGCUUGAUCUCUGGGAACAACGGCUUGAGGACAAGAAGGAAGUUCGAGAACUGUUUGAGAAACUCCAGCAGGAGAAACAAGACUCAAAAGAGAAGUCGGAUUGA